Messenger RNA from Scatophagus argus, 3230 nucleotides. Its product is annotated as putative cation exchanger C521.04c. Gene Ontology annotation, biological process: intracellular calcium ion homeostasis; calcium ion transmembrane transport. Gene Ontology annotation, molecular function: calcium:proton antiporter activity. Lineage: Eukaryota; Metazoa; Chordata; Actinopteri; Scatophagidae. The coding region runs from base 89 to 2362 and encodes 757 amino acids. The record is from RefSeq and is a predicted model, not a curated record. The transcript has 20 exons. Gene Ontology annotation, cellular component: membrane; endomembrane system.
GAAUCGGUGCGUCCUCUUCGCACUAGACAGCUGGGGGAUCAGUUCUGCUGAUAUAAGAUUUUACAGUCAGGUGUUUGUACCGGCGGAGAUGUCUCUGUCGUCCACGCAGGGCCCAGACAAGACCAGCCGGAGAAGGAGGCCGGCUGAACACACGCAAGAUCCUCCAUGGGAGCCUAAGCCUCAGGCAGGAGGUCCUAAUCAUGAAGAGCUCCAUGACCGACUGUGUGGAGGUGAACAACUUAAUUCAGCAGGCACUCCAUCUUCACAUCAGUCUAUAUGUCCUACACUGUGCCCAAGAAAAUGCAUAUCUACACACACAUGUCCGAACCAUUACGCUUUCGAUGACAACUUGGUGGAGAUCCAAAGCAAGAGAACCAUCCGAGCAGAGAACGAAGUGGAAGCCAACAAACUGGUCAAUAACUACAGAUUUGGUUUUAGAAAAUGGAAGAGCCAUGUGACAGAGCGUCCGUUUGAAGACAGGUCAGAGGUUGUGAAAGAGCUCUAUUCUGAUCUGAACACCAUUAAACCACAUUCAGGUCGGCUCAUCACAUGUGGAAAUGUAGUGUAUGUGUUCCUCUUCGGUUGGUGGGUUUCUUUGGCGCAUUUCCUAGUUGGCCUACUUAUGUUCAUCACUGUGACUGGUAUACCAUAUGGCAAACUUUGCUGGAAGUUGUCGUUGUACUUCCUGUGGCCAUUUGGCAAGUCAGUCCAUGAGAUUGGAAAUACAUUGAGGAGAUGUUGUGAGCAAGCGCCAGACUGUGAGUGUAACAUAGAGGAAGAUACUUCACCAGUUCUGCUGCCUUCACCCACAGAGGUGCCACUCCCAGAGCUGCCAGGACGACCUCUGUGCACUCCAUACUGGCAUCGUUUCUCCACCUACGUCUGGCUGCUGAUCGGAUACCCUCCUUUGGUGGUCAUCCAUUCCCUGGCUUGCUUCUUGGCCUGGAUCUUGGUCUUCACCAUCCCUGUUUCUAAGAUGAAUGCACGGACCAUGGCUGCCAUUCUUCUCUUGGCUCCUGAGGACGUAUCUGUCUCCACCUGCUCACAGAGGAAGCGUCAAGGCUAUGAGACCAGGGCACUGCUGUGCUGCUACCAUGCUGUAAACUGGUACUACUACAAGUACACUGUUGAUGGGAUCAAUGUGUUUGCUGUCAACCUCCUCCCUCUAGUAAUAAUUGCAUUGGUAGUUGGAUAUAUUGACAGAGAAAACCAGUACGCCAGCUCUGACGUCAAGUUUGCCAUAGCAAUCGGCUCCAUCAUACCUCUGUCUUAUUAUAUAGGUAUGGGAAUUGCCAGUAUCUCAGCCCAGAGUAACUUUGCUGUGGGAGCAGUGGUAAACGCCAGCUUCGGCUCCAUCACAGAGUUGACAUUUUACAUCACAGCCCUGCUCAAAGGCCACCACGCAGCCAAUUCGUGUCUGCAGGAGGUUGUUAAAGCAGCGCUGACUGGCACACUGCUCGGAUGCAUCCUCUUCAUCCCGGGCAUCUGCAUGAUAAUCGGAGGGCUGAGACACAGUGAGCAAACGUUCAACAGUCGCUCUACAGGAGUGAGCUCUGGGUUGCUUUUCAUCUCUGUAGGAGGUGUGUUUGCACCCACGCUGUUCUCCAAGGCUUAUGGAAAUCUGGUGUGUGAGGCCUGCACUAACUCCACUGGAGGAAACAGCACAAGUAACAGCAGCGGGCCGUUCGUCUGCCACAACUGCCACUACGAUCUGCACAAUGGCACAUUGUUUCACAACCAUGUUGAGCCUCUGGUGUACACAGUGUCUGCCCUGUUGCCAGUUGCCUACAUCAUUGGUUUGAUAUUCACACUGAAGACGCACUCCCACAUUUAUGACAUCCAUGUUGGAGAGGGACAGGUGACUGGCCACCAUGGGGCAGUGGUCCACUGGUCUCGGUGGAGGUCUCUGGUCAUCCUCAUCAUGGCCACUGUGCUCACAUCUGCUUGUGCCGAUCUUGUCACCGAGAACAUCCAGCCCAUACUAAGCCAGCCCAACAUGUCUCAGUAUUUCAUUGGGGUGACAGUCCUCGCUAUGGUUCCUGAGAUCCCAGAGAUUGUCAAUGGGAUCCAGUUUGCUCUCCAAAACAACAUCAGUCUCAGCUUAGAGGUGGGAAUCUGUAUUGCUGUUCAGGUCUGCAUGCUCCAGAUACCAGUUCUGGUCUUAUUUAAUGCCUUCUAUGAUGUGGGAUUUGUGCUGUUAUUCAGUGACCUGCACCUGUGGGCCAGUAUCUUCAGUGUCAUUCUUGUCAACUACAUCUUCAUGGAUGGAAAGUCAGAUUAUUUUCAGGGCACAGCACUGGUGGUUGUCUAUCUUAUUCUUCUGGCUCUGUAUUACUAUGCUCCAUCUCCAGCAGGCUGCUGACUGUGGGACACUUUUCAACCCAGGGUUAAAAUAUGGAGGACUCUUAAUAAUGUUCAAAUUUAAAACCUCCCUGUUGAUGAGAUUCUAUCCUGACAGGAUCAGGAUGUAAUGCUCAUAUGUGAAUCCUAACAUGGGCCUUUAUUUUGUUUAUGUUGUUUAAUAAGUUAUGUGAAUGACUAGAAAAUUUUAAUCUCAGGUAGGUGCACCCACCACCAUAAAAUGUACAGUUUGUAAGCUAACAUAUCUGACCUUAGUGUAUGAAUGUUGUAUGUGGUGAAAUACAAAUCUACACUGACGGUAUUUUGUUUAAGGUACUGUUUCAAUGCAUUUUGUGUACUUUUAAAAUGGUACACAUUGUCAGUUAAUAGAAAAAGUAACAUUAUUUUUAAAUGAACUGGUAUCAUAUAUUUGAAAAAUGUGGCAUGACUGGCUGUGCUUGGCAAGAGCAAUAAUCUGUCAAUAGAACAUAUUGAAAAAGUGGCUGCCUGUGUUUUUAUUAUUUGUACAGACAAGAAUUACAAAACAGAAUUUACAUUACAGCCAUAACAGCCCUGGAAGAGGAAUUCACCUUUUAUGCCAAGAGAUCAUGUAAAGUGACAUGCACACCAUACUGACAUGCAAAAUAGUUCAUAUCAUAUAGUUCAACAUCAAAAAGAUGAUGCAAAUAUACAAUAAACGUCUUCAUCGUAAGCAAGGCCGCACGUUUAACAAGUCUGAGUGUGUACUGAAGCAGUAAGAUAUAAAUAAGGUCAUAACAUAUCAAUCGUAACAAAAAGGAAGAGAGGUGGAGUCUUGGAUGUGAAAAUGGGCAUUAUUAUGAUACACAACAAAAUGCUGCAGAUGCUCCAUGUUCAGAAGAGGUUGACCC